AGUUUAAGAUUUAUUAUUUAUUUAUUUUAAAUUUACACUGUGCAACUAAAUAGUUUGGCAUUGCUUUAAUGCUUGACAUGUUGGGAAGCUGCUGCUUUAAUGCUUGACAUGAUGGAAGCUGCAUAUGUUUUAUUAAUAAACCAAGAUGAUACUGCUGUUGCCAUGGAAGCACUGGGUAUUAUUUCACACAGGCUGGAAAUGGUAUCUUCAUCUGUGGAUAAAUCUUUAGUGUUAGGCCACAUUGUUUGUACUGAUGAAGACGGUCACCAUUAUCAGCCAACAGCAUCGUCUAAAGUGACAUGGUGUUCGCUGCCUGAUCUUGUUGCUACUUUGGAAGCACAGACGUCAGAUACAGCCACGCUGCCCGAAGAACAAAAUUGUUCCAGUGUAGCAGAGAUCCUCCAUCAACUAGCUGACAUUCUGCCUUAUUGUGGUAUUCCUCUUCACGUGAUGUGGAUCCGUCCACAGCUGUCCACAGAAAGUGAAAGCUUUUUACCCACCAUUGGUGCAGUUCUACGUCUUGUCCAUUGGCACAAUGCCCAGGUGACCAUCGUCCAUCCAGGGGAGACUACUGGAGAUGUCCAAAGUUUAGUUGACAUCUGUCGAGCCAAAGUUGUUCCCGAUGUUCAGUCGGUGUCAAUCAGUCCAAAGAUCUGGAUGGGGAAAAUAUCCGUGACAAGUAAAAUAGAAGGGCAUGGUAUUGUUUUCCCUGGUUUCUGUAUGUCUUGUGAAGACAAAUCUUUACUUUUUUCAAGAAUUACUGGCAGAAACCUUACUACUGAGGAUAAUAUAAUGUGUCACAGUUUUGGUCGGAUGGUGGAAGUUCUGGAUGAGAUAAACAUAAGAACAAUUCCAAUGUUUAUGCUGUCUGCACUUUGCGUUUCGGUACAUCUGGAAAAUGACCAUCCUCAUUCUAAACAGUUCGUCCAGUAUGUGAAUAGUCUUGACAAGCUUGGACUCCUAGCUCGGAUUGCGGUGUAUCAGCCCGACUCGAUUCCAAAAUGUGCUGACAAGAUGUUGAGUACAUCCUGCUGGAAGGGAGGCAUUAUGGCUGAUAUUUCCAACAUUCAAGAGGUUGACGAAGAGAUUCUUCCACAAGCCAAAUACGUCCAUCUUCUGUUGAUGAAACACGCUGAAACAGAUGUCCGUUGUCUCAAAGCUGUUGUGAUUACAAACCCAGAAGACAUAAAUGCUGAAAUGUUCAGAUUUAGCCGAACUCGUCGUGUGUUAUCCGAUCACUGCAAAGUUAAGGGAAACAUGAACUUUGACCUCAGCAAGUUUAUUAAGACUUUACCACAGCUGAGUGAUGUGAUGCUACAAGAGAUGCACCAUUCACUGAUUAAACUGCAGGUGGAUGAGCUGAAAGAAUGGCUGGAAAAGUUAAAAGCUAACGGUGAGUCGACAGUGUUGUCAAAACACCAGCUGUUUGAGUUUCUAAACGACAUUCAGGAGGAGUUUCUGUCUGCAGUGUUGAAGGAUUGUCCACUGGUCGAGUCGACUGUUACCCUGGAGACUGAUCUACAACUUCCAUCGCCAGUCUUGGAUUUUGACGUGGAUCCUGCAGAAUGGCCAGAGAGGUUGGCGUUACAGUACCGAGAGAAUCAGAAACGAACGCUACGUCGCUUUCAGUCUUCCGACAGUGUGGCGCUCUCCUCACCGAUACACCCAGAUGAAGCUUCGACUCUGGUUGAUGCUUCUGAUUUUCUGCGAUGUUUUCAUCCGGAUGGUAACGCUGCCAUUGACAAACUGUCACCAGUGAGGCAGCAGUCAAGCUGUAGGUUCAAGAAGGUAUCAAACAAGAGUGAUGCCAGCUUAAAGUGGCCCGACUGUAAAGACUGUCAGUAUCACGGCAUUUAUUACAACCGAGACCGGAAAGACGAGCAGCAAUCAAAGCACUAUGCUAAGGUACGAGACAAACUCCAGAGGCAGGAGACGCAUGGGUUUUGUUCAUCUGUACACAAACCUGGGUCCUCGGUGAUCACAAGUCGGGCCAAGAGAAUUGGACAUCGGUUUUCUCCCAGCAGGAAAUCGUCGAGAAAGUUGAAGACUGCUUGGAAUACUGAAGACCUAAGUGUUAGACUGGACAAUACCAACAUGACACAGAGUCCUCAGACCAUUUCAGCGACAUGUACGCUGCGUAGAUCUCCCAGGAAGAAACCCACGUCAGCCUUCGACAGCAGCAAGUUUACACCAGUUCUACCACGGCCGAACAAACGCAAGAGAUCCCCGGAGGGAGCCAUAGAAGAAACCGAUUCCAGUGUCAGUGAGCGAGUCAGGCAGAAGAUAUCUGACGAGGACAAGCAGAAAUUAGACAAACAGUCUCGCUCACAGCGUCACAAGAAGAAGCUAGAGCAGAUUGUGACAGAUGUUCUGGUGAAGCAUGGGGUUACGAAAGAUGACUCCAUUUACAAAUCUUGUGAAACAAAGCUCUUCCAAGUUACAAAGUUUUUUGUUAAGGCAUUGCCAAACUCACGGAACCUAGGUGAAGAGAUGAGACAUAUAGCUGAAGGACAAGUUACACAGGUUGUUGAUCUGGAAAAAAGACGAAUUGCGAUGAAGACUGCAAAGAAACAUAAAGUGAAUUCUUGACAUGAGAUAUAAUCUGAACAGUACUUGUUGUGAAAAAGACCUUGUUUGAAGACAAUUGAACAUUUACGAUACUUGUUGUGAAAAAGACCUUGUUUGAAGACAAUUGAACAUUUACGAUACUUGUGAAAAAGACCUUGUUUGAAGACAAUUGAACAUUUACGAUACUUGUUGUGAAAAAGACCUUGUUUGAAGACAAUUGAACAUUGUGAUAUAAUUGUAAGUACUGUAUGUUGCUCACCAAACGUAAAUAAACCUUUCAUCCAUUA
Messenger RNA from Gigantopelta aegis, 2855 nucleotides. RefSeq names its product mdm2-binding protein-like. Gene Ontology annotation, biological process: regulation of protein ubiquitination; protein localization to kinetochore; traversing start control point of mitotic cell cycle. The coding region runs from base 100 to 2589 and encodes 829 amino acids. Gene Ontology annotation, cellular component: kinetochore. The record is from RefSeq and is a predicted model, not a curated record. The transcript is spliced from 20 exons. NCBI's taxonomy places the organism in Eukaryota, Metazoa, Mollusca, Gastropoda, Neomphalida, Peltospiridae.